AUGGUGCCGCGGGAAGUCAGCCGAUCUUCCAACAUGCGUCAAUAUCAUAAGUUACGUCUCACUGGCAGUUUGGGACAUUCCGAUGGGAUGGAAGUGGACUUGUUACAUUAUCAGCGGGGCUGGAUUCGGACUGAGUGGUCUGUUAAUGGCGUCAGUCUCGCGAAUUUCCCCGACAAUUUCAAUGGCAAAUAUCCUAACACACUUUGUAACAGCUGGGCCCAUGAAAUUUGCUCUGAAGAUAACGAAGAGCGCUCCUUGGUUAUCGGAAGCAUGAACGAAAUGGCUUAUGUUUUCCAAGCCUGGCUGCCUCUUGUUGUAUGGCAGCAAGUUGAUGGCCCGGAGUACCGCAAGGGCUUUAUCACUGUCACCGUUUUGUCUGUCAUCUUGAUAAUCAGUACUUUCGUUGUUCGUUUCCUCCACAACAGAGAGAAAUUGAGACAAGGGAAUCAGAUUCAGGAAGCAGAGACGGAAGAUCAUUCCUCGGAUUCCCCAGGAAGGAUCUCGAUUGAGACUAAGCCUAUCAAGUCUUGA
Penicillium digitatum Pd1 is the source of this 531-nucleotide messenger RNA. The record is from RefSeq and is a predicted model, not a curated record. NCBI's taxonomy places the organism in Eukaryota, Fungi, Ascomycota, Eurotiomycetes, Eurotiales, Aspergillaceae.